Messenger RNA from Stegastes partitus (bicolor damselfish), 2076 nucleotides. Its product is annotated as tomoregulin-1-like. Lineage: Eukaryota; Metazoa; Chordata; Actinopteri; Pomacentridae. Gene Ontology annotation, cellular component: plasma membrane. The coding region runs from base 264 to 1178 and encodes 304 amino acids. The record is from RefSeq and is a predicted model, not a curated record. The transcript has 9 exons. Gene Ontology annotation, molecular function: protein binding.
GGGCUGUGAGCUGCUGCUGCGGGGGGCGGUGUGGGGGUCGCUGUAGCCCCAGGCCUGCUUUGUUAUCCGGGCUCGCUCUUCCAGCCGACGCCGGAGCUGCGGCGCGCGGAGGACUCCGGGCUUUCCCGCCGCGUCUGGUUCUGCUGCUGCGCCGAGGAUCUGCUUUGGAGACAGACCCGAGAAAGACGGUAUUUACGGUGUUCGGCUCAUUGUGCGCCUCCUCCUCCUCCUCCUCCCCCACCUCACCUCCUCAUCCCUCCGCCAUGGCUCCGGUCCGCCGGCUCUGCUGCCUGCUGGCUCUGCUGCUCGUGCCCGCCGUCCGGAGCUCGUUCCCCCGCAGCGGAGCAGACUGCGGCCCGGGGAAGGCCGCCGACUGUCCAGAUCUGUCGGAGAAGAAGAGCGAUCUGAGGGUUUGUGACGCCGGAACGUGUCGAUUCGGAGGAAGCUGCCGCGAGAACGGAGCCGACAUCAAGUGUGUGUGUCAGUUCCACGUAAACGGCGGCUCAGGAUCUGGAGACGGAGAUGACGAAGGCUCCGGUCGCGGAAAAAAGGCCUCGAAAUGUGGAAACUGCAAGUUUGGAGCCGAGUGUGACGAAGACUCAGAGGACGUUCUCUGCAUGUGUAACAUCGUGUGUAACGGCCACAACGACAACCCGGUGUGCGGCAGCGACGGCGCCACCUACGACACGCCGUGCCACGUCCGCGAGGCGUCCUGCCUCAAGCAGCUCAAGAUCGACAUCAAGCAUGUGGGCCGUUGCCAAGAUAAAAGCAGGAAGGACGACAGCAUUAAAACCAAACCGGACAUCUACGCUGUGUCCAAGCCUGGCGAGGGGGAGGGGUUUGUGGACAGCCCCGCCCCCUGCCCCGAAGACUACGCCCAGUUCUGUGAACACGGCCGCUGUGAGAUGAGACACAACCUGCCCACCUGCAGUUGUGAGGCGGCCUACGGUGGUCCCCAGUGCGACCAGCUGCUGGACUUUAACAUCCUCUACGUGGUUCCCAGCGGUCAGAAGCUGCACUACGUCCUCAUCGCCGCCAUCAUCGGCGCCGUGCAGAUCGCCGUCAUCGUGGCCGUGGUCAUGUGCUUCACCAGGAGGUGCAACAAGACGAAGCGAGGCCGGCGGCAGAAGCAGCAUCUGGGCCACUUCCCGUCCGGGACGUCCUCCAGGAUGAUGUAGCCGUGGCGGCGGCGGCGGCGGCGGCGGCGGCGGCGGCGGCGGCGUGUUUUUAUAACGCCCAGUCCAGUUUUUCGUACCACACAGACAGACUGCAUUUUUAUAUCUCCACUUUUUGGUGCCUCUUUGUUUUCGCCCUUUUUUUAAACAAACAAAAAAAAAAAAGAUGAGUGAAUUUCUGAAGGGGCCUUAUUUUCCAGAUGUUCUUCUGUGUUCUGGGUUCUGUCUCCGGUUUGUGUUCGUCCUCUCAGACUCUGAACGCUGUGGAUCCUCCAGCACAAACUUUAUUUAUCCGACUGGAGGCGCCUCGUCUUUUUGUUGUCACCCUGUGAGACGCAGACGGCCGUGGUGCUCGGGUUCCAGCCGUCCGUGGGAGUCGGAGGAGGUCUGAGUUGUUCCGGCUGAUUCAUUACAGCUCGGAGCAGCUCGGCUUCACUUUGGGAACCUGAGCAUCCAGUUUAUUUCAUCUCAGCUGAACUUUCCCGUUCUUUACGCUCCGUCUGGACAAACUCAGCUCUCAGUGUCGACGGCUUCGGUCUGCACAAAAUAUGGAUGCUUCUCACGAUAUCUGUUGUGUAAAAAACAAAUAACUGUUAAAUCCACGUCCAGCAGGUUUAUUCUCUGGUUCAAACCUGAGUCUGGUUCUGGUAUUUAUCAUCAUGUCACUGAUUCAGAACCUGUCAUAUCGGACAGUCGAUCGAAUGGGGCAAGUUUCAGGACAUUUUAAACGUAUUUAAUGUCAUUUUAGACAAAUUGCCGUAAUUUCUGGACUAUAGAGCCCCUCUGGAUAUCAGCCACACCCACUGCCUUUACACAGAAAACCGGCAACAAACACGUAGAGGCUUUUUUCUGAACACUUCCUGUAACAUGGCUGGUUAAGGAAAUAAAACUCCAGCAGCUA